This is a messenger RNA of Kalmanozyma brasiliensis GHG001, 1584 nucleotides long. Its product is annotated as Permease. Gene Ontology annotation, biological process: transmembrane transport. Gene Ontology annotation, cellular component: plasma membrane. Gene Ontology annotation, molecular function: transmembrane transporter activity. Bases 1 to 1584 code for a protein of 527 amino acids. The transcript has a single exon. The record is from RefSeq and is a predicted model, not a curated record. NCBI's taxonomy places the organism in Eukaryota, Fungi, Basidiomycota, Ustilaginomycetes, Ustilaginales.
AUGGCUUCCUCAACCACGCCCAAGCUCGACCUCGAGCAGCAGGACCCCUCGGCGCCCACCAUCCUCCCGCACCACACCGACUUCAAAGAUGACGCCGACUCGACCGACUCGAUCGUCAGCGACUACAAGCGUACCAUCCAGUCCAACCCCCUGACCCGUCGCUUCGACACCCUCGCUCAAAAGCUGGCGCGCUUUCACGUUGAGUCCGUCUCCAUCCGCCCCCUCUCCCGGUCCGAACAGACCGGCACAGACUGGUGGAGUGUCGGUCUCAUCUGGUUCUCAUGCAACGUCAACGUCCUCUCCUUCUCCGCCGGCACCCUCGUCUCGCUCCUCGAGAUGGAUAUGAAAUCUGCUCUAUUGACGACGCUCUUCGUCGGCGGGUUUUGCUGUCUCUUCCCAGCCUACUUUACGACGUUCGGUCCCAAAUUGGGGAUGAGGCAGAUGAUCCACUGUCGCUAUUCGUUCGGGUAUUUUGGGGCGAGUCUGAUCUGCGUUUUGAACGCAGCGAGUAUGUUGGGGUAUUGCAUUCUCAAUUCGAUUGUGGGGGGUCAGACGUUGUCGGCGGUGUCAUCGAGGGGGGAUGGAUCGUCGACGUUGACGCCGGAUGUAGGGAUCGUGGUGGCAGCGGCGAUUGCGUUGGUGGUGUCGUUCAGCGGGAUUCGGGUGCUGCACUACUUCGAGCGGUUUUUCUGGUUGCCCACGCUCAUCUGCUUUCUCAUCCUCAUCGGUGUGGCCGGUACGGGACCGACGGCACUUCACGUCGCACCCAAUCAACCUACCGCCACCGCAGCAUCCAUUCUGGGUUUCGCAGCCAUCAUCGCCGGCUUUAUCAUCUCUUACUCGGCUCUCGUGUCCGACGUAUCGCACUACCUUCGUCCCUCCACCAGCUCGCACAAGUUGUUCUGGAGCGUGUAUGCUGGAUUUUUCCUCUCGUGCGUACCGUUCAUCAUGAUCGGUGCAGCCUUCGCCUGUUCCUCGUACGACAACCCAGCGUGGUCCGAAGCGCUCUCCGUCUCUUCGGGUCAAUUCUUCCAGCUCAUCCUCGCCGGAAAACUCGGCAACUUUGGUCGAUUCCUCGUCGUCCUCCUCGCCCUGUCCGUUUGUGGCAACAUCUCAGCAACCAUCUACAGCAUCGGAUUGAACUUUCAAACCAUGCUACCCUUCCUCGGACCCAUCCCGCGGUUCGUUUGGCCCCUGUUUGCUACGGCGAUUUUCUUGCCGCUGGCGAUCGUCGGACACGAUAAGUUCUACGAGACGCUGACGGAUUUUACUAGUGUGCUGGGGUACUGGGCGAGUUUGUAUGUCGGCGUGGUGUUCGCUGAUCAUGUCAUCGUGCGUAGGCGAGAUUUCGAUAGCUACAAUGCGAAGGAUUGGAAUCAGUGGGGAAGGCUGCCACCGGGGAUUGCGGCACUAGGGGCGUGUGCGAUUAGUUUGGCGGUGGUAGUGCCCAGCAUCAGCCAGGUCUGGUUCACAGGACCCAUCGCAGCGAGGAGUGGCGAUCUGGGUUUCGAAACCGGUCUCGUGGCCAGCGUGGUGGUGUACGUGCCGCUCAGGAUGCUAGAGAAGAAGGUGUUCGGGCGAUAG